This is a messenger RNA of Impatiens glandulifera, 639 nucleotides long. RefSeq lists its product as uncharacterized. Bases 1 to 639 code for a protein of 212 amino acids. NCBI's taxonomy places the organism in Eukaryota, Viridiplantae, Streptophyta, Magnoliopsida, Ericales, Balsaminaceae. The transcript is spliced from 2 exons. Gene Ontology annotation, molecular function: zinc ion binding; nucleic acid binding. The record is from RefSeq and is a predicted model, not a curated record.
AUGCACGAGCAGAAGUUCAAUCGCGUUCACAAGGAAGAUGACGACCAAACUCUCAAGGUGGAAGAAAGAGCAAGGUAUGGAAGAGGCAGAGGCAGAGGCAGAGGACCAUCUCGAGUCCGUGGACGAGGCAGAGAAAAAUAUAAUGUGGAUAAAGCCAUUAUUGAGUGUUUUAAGUGUCAAAAUUUGGGACACUAUCAAUUUGAGUGUCCUAAGUGGAACAAAGAAGCAAAUUAUGCUGAAUUGGAAGAGGAUGAACUUCUAUUGAUGGCCUAUAUGGAUGAUUCUGAGAUAAAAAGGAGAGACGUUUGGUUCAUUGAUUCACGGGGCUCAAACCAAUUCAAACUUGAAAACAACAACAGAAUGAAAGUAAGUGGCAAAGGAGAUGUUAAACUAGAGCUAGGAGGCGUUGUAUAUGGCAUAGGAGAUGUCUACUUCGUACUAGAUCUCAAGAACAAUCUGUUGAACGUUAGUCAAUUGCAAGAAAAGGGAUUAACAGUGUUGUUUCAAGGAAAACUAUGCAAUAUUUAUCACCCACAAAGAGGUUUGAUUGCACAAACUGAGAAGAGUGUAAACAGGAUGUUCACCAUUGUGUCAGAAUCACUAAGGGUUAAUAAUGUGCAGCAAGAAAGAAGCAAAUAA